Molecule: messenger RNA, 1123 nt
Organism: Anopheles stephensi (Asian malaria mosquito)
Lineage: Eukaryota; Metazoa; Arthropoda; Insecta; Diptera; Culicidae
Exons: 3
Coding region: 163-927 (254 amino acids)
Source: RefSeq, a predicted model, not a curated record
GCGUUUCGAGCGAUCGGAACGGGUUACGGUUCGGUGCAGGUGGAAGCUUACGGUUUAUAAGUGAUUUCUCUGGAGAGACUCACAUCGAUUAAUUGGCGUUCGAAAGCGACGGUUCGGGCAAGAAAAUUAUAACAGCCUCCAGCUGGUGCACCAGAUAGUGUAAUGAAUGUGAUUAAAUUCAAACUUCCGGUUAGCUUUGAGCCCAAGUGCAAGGCAUACCGUAGUCGGCGAAGAAUUCCUCGCAGCGCUCAUACUACACCGGACACACUGUUCAGCCUGUGCGAGCUAGCACUCCGGAAGUUGCUGGGUGGCGGAGUACCGCGCAGAAAGUUCUGGCCAACCGUACUGUCUUUGCUGCCAGGGACCGAGUCACGCCGACUCGGUGUGCGGCACCAGCUGGAGUGCCCACAGGAUUUCAACAUCCAUCUCAGGUCCAGCGUAAACUAUGCCAAUCACUGGAGUCUGCUGACGGAAUCGUUACGCCACGAACCGCGCUGGCCACGGAUACGCAUCGGUGAUCCGGCUCGCAACCGGAUUACACGCCUCCACCAGGACUACCCAUCGCAGCACAUCUGGCAGAUCCGACCGUACGACAUGCUGACCAGUGCAUUUAUCGUUCGCACGGCAGCCAAAAUAGCGUCCCUAGAACAGCAGCGCUCCCAGGGCAGGUUUAGAAGCGGGCGAACGCUUUCCUCUCUAACCGCGACCACCAUCACCACCGCGACUACCUCCUCUUCCGGACGGCGGCUGAGUCGGGAACGAUCGAUCGAUGUGCCGGACAGUGACCAGGAUGACCAGCAGCGAGUGCAGCAGCUACAGCGGCAACAGCUAAUGGUAAUCGGCAAACGCACGACCGGAAGUUACGAGCUACGGCUGAAUAGCAGCGCAUCAGUUAAAACCUCCAGACGGAAGAGACCCACGCGCUAAAGGAUAAAACACUCCCAUCCCGCGUAACAUAGUUUUGUGUCGGCCGCACUUACCUGCACUACUAUUAUCACAGAAUCAUUUUGUAAUGGACCGUAGAUGUCCUCGUUGAGAACAGUCUGCAGGUCAUUAUAGCGGUGUAUCAUGCGCAGGAUGUCGCUAAUGUUGGCCGUCCGGGUCCCCUCGCCUCCAAAGUGUG